Molecule: messenger RNA, 1028 nt
Organism: Pterocles gutturalis (yellow-throated sandgrouse)
Lineage: Eukaryota; Metazoa; Chordata; Aves; Pterocliformes; Pteroclidae
Product: partitioning defective 3 homolog
Exons: 8
Biological process (GO): establishment of cell polarity; microtubule cytoskeleton organization; cell adhesion
Cellular component (GO): cell cortex; apical junction complex; apical plasma membrane
Molecular function (GO): phosphatidylinositol binding
Source: RefSeq, a predicted model, not a curated record
CUGGAGUCACCUGGGAGCCCCUCUGGGCCUGAGCUGCCCAUAGAGACGCUGCUGGAUGACCGGGAACGGAGGAUUUCCCACUCCCUCUACGGCGGGAUCGAAGGUCUCAGCGAGUCGCCCACAAGGAACGUGGCGCUGAGCAGGAUAAUGGGUAAAUAUCAGCUGUCUCCAACAGUGAACAUGCCCCAAGAUGACACUGUCAUCAUUGAAGAUGACAGGCUGUCGGUACUCCCUCCUCAUCUUUCUGACCAGUCGUCAUCCAGUUCCCACGAUGAUGUUGGGUUUGGCACUGUUGAUGCUGGUGGAUGGGCUAAAGCUGCAAUUAAUGAGUCAACAGACUGCACUCUUAGUCCAGAUGUUGAUCCAGUGCUUGCCUUCCAGCGAGAGGGUUUUGGACGCCAGAGCAUGUCAGAAAAGCGUACAAAGCAAUUUUCAGAUGCCAGUCAGUUGGACUUUGUUAAAACACGAAAAUCCAAAAGCAUGGAUCUAGUAGCUGACGAGACUAAGCUCAGUACAAUGGAUGACCAGAAAACAGGUUCCCCUACCAGAGAUGUGGGGCCUUCAUUAGGUCUGAAGAAAUCCAGCUCAUUAGAAAGUCUGCAGACAGCAGUUGCUGAGGUGACUCUGAAUGGUGAUAUUCCCUUCCACCGCCCGCGCCCGCGAAUUAUCCGAGGACGAGGCUGUAAUGAAAGCUUCAGAGCUGCCAUAGACAAAUCAUAUGAUAAACCUGUAGCAGAUGAUGACGAUGAAGGCAUGGAAACUUGUAAUAACCUAAUGUCAUUACAGCCACUCAACAAAAAUCAGAAAUGGUUGGAGGAAGACACAGAGGAGAGCUCAAGAUCUGGUAGAGAAUCUGUGUCCACAGCAAGUGACCAGCCAUCUCACUCGUUGGAGAGACAGAUGAAUGGAAGCCAAGAUAAAGGCGACAGAAAAAAGGCUGGAAAGGAAAAGAAAAAAGAUCGAGAUAAAGAGAAGGAUAAAAUUAAGGCAAAGAAAGGAAUGCUGAAAGGCUUAGGAGACAUGUUCAG